CCUCGGCGGCUGCCGUCUCCCUCAAUCCUGGGUCGAGGGACCUGGACGGGAGGGCGGCGGGCCAAUGCGCCUGCGCAGGUUGCUCCAGGCCGGCGGUGCUGUCCAGCCUCGCACCCGGGAAGUUGCCCGCUUGACGGAGCGGGCCAGGGGCGAUGACAGCCUGCGGCCGGUAGUGGCAGCUUCAGGAGACCCGGGGAAGCGUCCUGCAGGCUCGCGUCACUCGGGCGCCGGCGCCCGCCUGUGGUUAAGACAGGCCCGGGUCUGUGUGUGCCAUCGCGGUGGGAAAGGAUUCUUGGGGCGGAGCGAAAAAGCCAGAAAGACCUGGCAGGCUGUAGUGUGCUAGAAGUCGGCCAAAACUGUUAUGGUUUCCUGUAUUGAGUUAUCCCAGGCUGCAGGUACAGGCAACUUAAGUCCUCAAGGUCACACAAUUAGUCAUGGAAGAACUAGGAAUUGGAUGCUUGCCUUUCUGGAUCCUCUAAGCAGGUUUGUCAACAUAAAACGAAGCUCCCCAAAGGUAAACGAGUUUUACUUAACUCUGGCUUCAAGAUGGAUAUCCUCUAUGACUCCUGACUUGAGCUUCUCAUCCUACCCAAGAAAUAUUGGUUUCUACCCCAGGCAUGGACCUAUUUGCUCAUAUAAUAGGGUGAGCUAAGGAAGAGAUGUGAAAAAGCCAAGCAGCAAGCUUGCACCCUACACUCAUGUCUGUUAUAGGAAGAGAUGGACUCUUUUUUUAUUUGCCUUUUAUAUGUACAUACUUGUUGUGUGUUUGGGUUACUUUCCUUGGGCAAGUUCCUUAGGAAGCACUGGCCUAGGAGAGGGUGAGCACCCAGAAGCAUGGGCUGAGAGAUGCCAGCCUCCCAAGACCUCAGCCAGAGUUGUUGCAGCCAGUGCUGAACUCGGGGUGACCUCCCUACAGGGAUCACAAUAAUGAAUGAGCCCAGCUGUAGCCUGCUUUUUGAACAGCCAGACAUGUGCUCUUGAAAGAAGAAACCCAGGAAUCUGAAGAGCAGUUUUCAAGGCCACAGCCUUUCCCCUUUGCUGCUUUCCAGGCUUUAAAACUACAAAUUAUUGACUGGGAAAGGCAGACAUCAUGUUCACAGCACCUGGUCUGGCUACGACCCAGGAAAGACCUUAUUCCUGCAGUGUGUGUGGCAAGAGCUUUCAGUAUAGUGCAGUGCUGCUGAGGCACGAACGGGCCCAUGGUGGCGACAAGCGUUUCCGCUGUCUAGAGUGUGGUGAACGCUGUGCUCGAGCAGCAGACCUACGCGCACACAGGUGGACCCAUGCUGGCCAGACCCUCUAUAUCUGCAGCGAGUGUGGCCAGAGUUUCAGUCACAGCGGCCUGCUGGAUCUACACCUGGGAACGCACCGAAGGCGCAGCCGCUCUUGUCCUUGCCGCCUCUGUGGCCGUCGCUUCCCUCAUGUCCCUGCGCUGCUGCUGCAUCGUGCUCACCAGCACCCACCUGAGAAGCCCCACCGCUGCCCUCUGUGUGCCCGCUCUUUUCGGCAGAGUGCUCUUCCUUUCCACCUGGCACGAGCACACCCCCCUGAGAUCAUCACUGUCACCGCCCCUUCCCCCAGCACGCUCUACCACUGUACACAGUGCCCACGGGCCUUCCAUAGCAGUGCUGGGCUGCGGAACCAUUCCCGCAUCCAUGUGGUCCCCAGCCUCAGUGACCCUGGCACUGAGGCCCAUCUAUGUGGCAUAUGUGGUAAGAGCUUCAGCAAGAGUUCCACACUCACGCGACACCUCCAGAGGCACUCUGGGGAAAAGCCUUUCAAGUGCCCUGAGUGUGGCAAGGGCUUCUUGGAGAGUGCCACACUUGUGCGGCACCAGCGAACACACACUGGGGAGAAGCCAUAUGCAUGUAGCGACUGUGGACGCUGUUUCAGCGAGAGCUCCACACUGCUGCGUCACCAGCGCAGCCAUCAGGGUGAAAGGCCACACGUGUGUGUCACUUGUGGCAAGGGCUUUGGGCAGCGGUAUGAUCUAGUAGUGCACCAGCGUAGCCACACAGGGGAGAGGCCCUUCCCAUGCCCGGAGUGUGGCCGGGGCUUCACAGACCGCUCUGACCUCACCAAACAUCUGCGCACACACACAGGGGAAAAGCCCUACCACUGUGAGUUGUGUGGCAAGCGAUUCACCUGCAUUUCCAACCUCAAUGUACAUUUGCGCAACCAUGCAGGCCAUAAACCACACAAGUGCCCAGAGUGCGGCAAGUCCUUUAGUGUUGCCUCCAAGCUUGCACUGCAUAGAAAGACACACCUAGGUGAGCGGACAGCGGAAUGCACAGAGUGUGGCAAAUUCUUUAGCCAUGGCCGGUCGCUAUCACAGCACCAGCGGUCCCACAGAAGGGCUCGAGCAGCUGCAAUGGCAGCCACUACCACCACCACUGUAGUCACUGAAGUGACAAUAGGUCCUUCUCUCACUCUCACAGGGCCAACAGAACAGGAGAAAUCAGGGCUCUUAGUAUCACCAUUUCAGGAAACUUGCUAAAGAGGGCUCCAGGAGAUAGCUGGGUGAACAGACUUUCAGUCCUAAGGAAAAGCUCAGAUGGUUUGGGAAGCCAAACCUGCUGUUGUUACAUUGUUGCUAGCCGUUCACCUAGCUUGCCUUGUCUCUAAAUGGAAAUCCCCAUCAGUUCUUCUAUCAUCCAUCCUUGUAUUCCCCAACUCUGAGUACUAAGAGUCAGGGAACCGAUGUCACAGCCCUAUGCAAGACAAACCAGGUGCUUGUGCUCCAUUGCUGCCACUCUGCUCUGUUACGUGGGCUGAGCUCUACCUUUGCUGCCUGUUAAUCUCUACUGCUUUCUCUUGCUUGAGACAUAGUUGAAGAGGUAACCUACAGGCAGUAUAGGAGAGUGGAAUAGCUCCCUUCAUUAAAGGACCAAGAUCUGUGACAAGUUUCUCCCUUGCAGGGGUAACCAGAAUACAUGUAAGUAGGCAGUCUUCAGCCUGGCCAUCCAUAUGUCCUUUGACAAGAUGAUCUUAGGGCCCAACAAGAUGGUUAGACAGGUAAAGGUACCUGCAGACAACCUAAUUUGAUCCUUCGAAUCCACAUAUGUACUAUGGUACAUGUGCACACAAGUGUAAAACUUUUUUCAGUAAAUGGCUCUUAGGACAGCUUUCUCCAAUCAGUUAGGAAACAGUUGUUUUGCGAUGCAGAAGAGUGUUUGGGUCCAUAAAGCCCAGUACUGUGUGAAACAAAAGAUUUCCAGGUGAAACUUCAAGGCCCAAGAAAACAAGUUACCUGAAGUACUGGGCAAGAGCAGGCUGUAAAGCCUGGAAUUGUUCAAUGACUGCUUAUAGCUGGUGAUAUUGUUACUUGCUUGGGUUUGUGACACCAAGAACCCCUUUGUCAAAAUGAGUUCCAAGUUCUCUUCCUUUUAGGUGGUGGUUUCUUCAUUGCUGUGACAAAAUGCCUAAGAAAAUCAACUUAAAGGUUUAUUUUGGCUCGUG
Messenger RNA from Mus caroli (Ryukyu mouse), 3459 nucleotides. It is a transcript of the gene Znf672, whose product is annotated as zinc finger protein 672. Lineage: Eukaryota; Metazoa; Chordata; Mammalia; Rodentia; Muridae. The record is from RefSeq and is a predicted model, not a curated record.